AGAAGGAGCGGGAGCCCCGCGGCCUGCCCCGCCGAGCGUGCGCCCCCGCCCGCGUCCGCAAGCAUGCCGGGCCCCCGCCUGCUGGCCGCGCUGUGCUGCGCGCUGCUCUGCGCCUCGGGCCUGCGGGCCGCCUCCGGUGACUUCUGCGACUCCAGCCAGUGCCUGAACGGUGGAACCUGCGUGGUGGCCCAUGACAAUGCUUCCUUCCACUGCCUCUGCCUCGAAGGCUUCACGGGCCUCAUUUGCAACGAGACUGAGAAGAAACCCACCCCGGGCCCUGCCUACCUCUCCACACCCCACGCUUCCAGCCCUUCCCAAAAUCCCUGUUCCCCAAACCCCUGCCACAACAAUGGUGAGUGCCAGGCGAGUCCCACGGAACAGCGAGGGGACGUCUUCACCCCGUACACCUGCAUAUGCACCCAGGGCUACGUGGGCACCCACUGUGACACCAAGUGCUCCACUCCUCUGGGCAUGGAGUCGGGGGACAUCGCCGACUCGCAGCUCUCCGCCUCGUCUGUGUACGUGGGCUUCAUGGGUCUGCAGCGCUGGGGCCCGGAGCUCGCCCGCCUGCACCGCACGGGCAUCGUCAACGCCUGGACAGCCAGCAACUACGAUAAGAACCCCUGGAUCCAGGUGAACCUGCUGCGGAAGACGUGGGUGUCGGGUGUGGUGACGCAGGGCGCCAGCCGCGUGGGUACUCAUGAGUACGUGAAGGCCUUCAAGGUGGCCUACAGCCUCGAUGGACACAAAUUCACGCUCAUCCAGGACACAGAGAAGUCAGCAGACAAGGUAUUUGUGGGCAAUGUGGACAACAAUGGCCUGAAAUUGAACCUAUUUAAGACCCCUGUGGAGACGCAGUACGUGCGGCUGUUCCCUGUGCUCUGCCAGUGGGCCUGCACCCUGCGCUUCGAGCUCCUCGGCUGUGAGUUGAACGGAUGCUCCGAGCCCCUGGGCCUGAAGGACCACGCCAUCCCUGACAAGCAAAUCACAGCCUCUAGCACCUACAAGACCUGGGGCUUGCAGGCCUUCGGCUGGUACCCCUUCUACGCACGGCUGGACAACCAGGGCAAGUUCAACGCCUGGACCGCCGCGACCAACAAUGCCUCUGAGUGGCUGCAGGUCGACCUGGGCUCCCAGAGGGAGGUGACAGGUGUCAUCACCCAGGGGGCCCGUGACUUUGGCAGCAUCCAGUAUGUGGCAUCCUACAAGGUGGCCUACAGUAAUGACGGCAGGACGUGGACUGAGGUCAGGGACUCCAGCACGGGCAAGAGCAAGAUCUUCCCUGGCAACUCGGACAACAACUCCCACAAGAAGAACAUAUUCGAGGCACCCGUCCUGGCUCGCUUGGUGCGCAUCCUGCCUGUAGCCUGGCACAACCGCAUCACCCUGCGCCUGGAGCUGCUGGGCUGUUAGUGGCAGGCCUGGCCGAAGUGGCCAGAAGAGCCACCGAGGCCACCUGCCCCUCCCUGAUCCUCUUGCCUUCUGUGAGCCUGCUGCCCCCUCGGCCCUCCCUGAUUGUAACAGGGCUGGGGGGGGGAGGGGGAGAGCUUUCAGAGGCAGCUCCACCAGGCGGUCACCCCUCCCUCCCUCCCUCGUCCUCACCCUCCACCUCCCCCGUGCCCCUGCCACCAGCCCUCACACAUCCCCACAUCCGUCCCCUUUCUCUUCGGCACUGCAGGAGUCCAGUAGAUCUGGGGUGGACAGGAAAGAAGGAAACAGGGCGUGUGGGGUCCCUGUACCCUCCAGACCCCUGAUUCCAGGCUCUGGGUUGACUCUAGAAGUGCCUCUGUGUCCUGCCCAGCCCCUCUCCCACACACACUCCCACUCCCAGGAGGAAGGCCCAAGGCGCCAGGCCGGAGAUAACAGCCACGAUGCUGCCACUCCUGCCACUGCCACCUGGUCCCCGAGACACUUCCCCUUAUCUCCCUGGAGACCUCUCUUGACCCUCUUCCUGGAGCCUAGCAAGACGGAAGGGGGCUGGUGGGUCUGUGGAGAGACGCGGGAGCCAGGUCACGGGGUGUGCAGGCUGGGUGAGCGUGGGGUCUCCGUGCUGGCUCUUCACCCCACGUGCACAGGCAGCUCCCAAAUAUAUUUAUAUUCUUCACUGGAA
This is a messenger RNA of Lemur catta (Ring-tailed lemur), 2110 nucleotides long. RefSeq names its product milk fat globule EGF and factor V/VIII domain containing (gene MFGE8). The transcript has 9 exons. Lineage: Eukaryota; Metazoa; Chordata; Mammalia; Primates; Lemuridae. The record is from RefSeq and is a predicted model, not a curated record. The coding region runs from base 64 to 1413 and encodes 449 amino acids.